GCGAGAACGGCAAAUCCCCAUUUCCAUGAUUUGAUCACCCAACUCAAACCCUUUCCCACAUUCCCCACAAAAAAAUCAAGACCCGUACUUUGUGUAUAAGACAGCAAAUGGUAUCCAGGACAGAGCCAUCCGCCAUAUCUGGUUCUUACGAAGCUUAGUUAUUACCCCCUCUCUGUUUUGUUCUGAAUGAAGCUUCGCGCCUCGUGACAGCGAAUGCCAAAGAUCUAACCCUCUUAUAAAACCAGACACACUGAAUCAAAAUCUCCAUCUCUCUCCCCAUCCAUCCAUCGGCCACAGGGAGAAGAAAGAAAGAACACUUUCUUUCUUCCCACCUUCGCCCACCCAGCAACACCACCAAUCGGGGCAGUAAUCCGAUCCGAUGGGCACUACUUCAGGUAUGAUGAAACCGAUCAGCUGGGUGUUGUUGGCGGCGGCGCUAAUCAUGGCUUUUGGGUGCUCAACGGGGGAAGGCAAGGUGGGCGAUAAAUGUUCGUCGGACCAAGAUUGUGGAGCAGGGCUCUACUGUUUCAGUUGCCUGGAGAAAGUAACGUCCGGCGCCAUUUGCGUUAGAUCCACCACCACAAACCAGUUCCAGCUCCUGAACAACUCUCUGCCCUUCAACAAAUAUUCAUUCUUGACAACCCACAAUGCAUUCGCCAUCGAUGGGUAUCCGCAGCACACUCCGAUACCUCGAGUCACUGAAACGAAUCAGGAAGAUAGCAUCACCACCCAGCUUAACAAUGGAGUCAGGGCACUAAUGCUCGACGUCUACGAUUUCCAAGGCGACGUUUGGAUGUGCCAUUCCUUCGGCGGCAAGUGCUACGAUUUCACUGCCUUCGGUCCAGCAAUUGACUUCUUGAAGGAGAUCGAAGGUUUCAUGUCGGCAAACCCAUCGGAGAUCGUCACCAUCAUCCUCGAAGACUACGUCAACGCCGACAAAGGCCUGACCAAAGUCUUCACCGACGCCGGGCUCAUGCCGUACUGGUUCCCUGUCUCCAGCAUGCCCAAGAACGGCGGCGACUGGCCGCUCGUCAGCGACAUGGUGAAGAACAACCAGCGCCUCCUCGUCUUCACCUCGAUUUCGGCCAAGGAAUCGAGCGAGGGCAUCGCUUACCAGUGGAAUUACAUGGUCGAGAACCAAUAUGGGGAUGGUGGGAUGAAAUCGGGGAGCUGUCCGAACAGGGCGGAAUCUUCGGGUAUGAACGACACGACGAAGUCGCUGGUGCUGAUGAACUACUUCAGGUCGACGCCGAUGAAGGCACUUGCUUGUGGGGAUAACUCUGGGGGUGUGAUGGACAUGGUUGCCACUUGUGAAGCUGCUGCGGGGGACCGAUGGGCUAAUUUCUUGGCCGUCGACUACUACAAGAGAAGUGAAGGUGGAGGAGUGUUUCAAGCUAUGGACACUCUGAAUGGGAAGCUGCUCUGUGGGUGCAAUGACGUUCAUGGCUGUGUGGUAAGCAGUAGUACUAGUCAACAUGGCUUACAGUCUUGUUAUUCUGAUGAUGACAUGUAUUACAUGUGAUAUUCGACUUUUAAAGUCUUGCAACCAAUGUUUCUAGACUGAACAAUCUCUGCUUUGUCCAUCCAUGAUUGGGUUGAGCGCGUUAAAUGGAUAUGUUGGAGUUAACUUAGUUAAUCUGUGACGAGGUACACGAUAUAAUGAGUCAAUAGAUAUAGGGUAUCUCUAAAUGGAUCCUGCUAUGUGGAUCCUGCUUAUAUGUCUGCGUGUAUUUUGUAGGCUGGAUCAGAUUCAGCGGCCUGCAAUCCUUGACAUAUGCGGCCCAAUGUGGAACCCCACGGUUGCAAUUUUUGGACAGGAUUCAAGCAAACAGCAAGACAAAUGUAUGUAGGAAAUCACUCAGCAUAUGAAGUUCAAAAAGAAGCUAUAAAUUUUUAUUUUUUUUAUGUUAUCACUUCAAAUAUCAUUAGUGUGGAUUAUUUGCAAAUCCUUGAAUGAAGGAAAAGAAGAGAGUAAAAGUUGUGUCAUUGUUUGGGGCUCUGUUGUACUUUUAACUUAUGUAACUACUAAAAUAGAUGAGGAAGUUAUGUGUAAAGUUUCGGUAUGUGAUAAUAUUCAGCAUAUGAUACGAGAGUUUAAUUUAUUUAUUUAUA
This is a messenger RNA of Linum tenue, 2112 nucleotides long. Lineage: Eukaryota; Viridiplantae; Streptophyta; Magnoliopsida; Malpighiales; Linaceae. The record is from the annotation of a GenBank genome assembly.